Molecule: messenger RNA, 417 nt
Organism: Monopterus albus (swamp eel)
Lineage: Eukaryota; Metazoa; Chordata; Actinopteri; Synbranchiformes; Synbranchidae
Product: glucagon-1-like
Exons: 3
Coding region: 1-375 (124 amino acids)
Biological process (GO): response to starvation
Cellular component (GO): extracellular region
Molecular function (GO): glucagon receptor binding; hormone activity
Source: RefSeq, a predicted model, not a curated record
AUGAAAAGUGUCCACUCCCUGGCUGGCAUCCUUCUGGUCCUUGGCUUUGUCCAGAGCAGCUUGCAGGUUCCUGUGCAUGAGGCUUAUGACAGCUCAAGUUUUGAGGCAGACAACUCGUUAGUGGAUGAACCGAGGGAGCUGUCAAACAUGAAGAGACACUCAGAAGGAACAUUCUCAAAUGACUACAGCAAAUUCCUGGAAGAGAGGAAGGCACAGGACUUUGUUCGGUGGCUGAUGAACAACAAGAGAAGCGGCGCUGCAGACAAGCGCCACGCGGAUGGAACCUUCACCAGUGACAUGAGCUCCUACCUCAAGGACCAGGCCAUCAAAGACUUUGUUGCCAAACUGAAGUCUGGACAAAUCAGAAGAGAGUAGGCUGUCGCUCCUUCCCUCUCCCUCCUCCUACUGCCUGCUUGU